This is a messenger RNA of Psammomys obesus (fat sand rat), 3511 nucleotides long. RefSeq names its product myelin protein zero like 3 (gene Mpzl3). Gene Ontology annotation, cellular component: membrane. Bases 345 to 1055 code for a protein of 236 amino acids. The transcript is spliced from 6 exons. The record is from RefSeq and is a predicted model, not a curated record. NCBI's taxonomy places the organism in Eukaryota, Metazoa, Chordata, Mammalia, Rodentia, Muridae.
CAAAUGUAUGAGAACUAAUUGUGAUGGUUCAAUUUAGAUACUGUAAUAUAAUUUCUGGAUUACAGUUGGAGGAUCACGCUUGGUCCUGCAGAAUCCAUAAAAAUAUUUUCCCCAGUCUGUAGCCAAUUUGAAGCAGAGGAGCUCAAUCAGAGCCUUCUUGAGCGUCAAAGGAUCGCUGAUCAGGGAAGACAGUAUGAUUCUGUAACAAUCUAUGUCCCUGAUGAAGGUAAAUACCUUUGAAGGUAUUUCAAAGAUGACUCCCGCAAUGACGUCACUUCCGGUGCCACCUGCGUGGUCCCCGGGAGCCGUAAAGAGGGUGUGCAAGUGUCGGAAGAGCUGUCGGGAUGCAGCAGCCAAGAGGAGCAGCUGGAGGCCGUAGCUGCGCUCUCUUUCCAGUGCUGAGCAUCCUAGUCGUCCAGGGUGUGCAUAUCGUCCUUCCUUUGGAGAUAAGCGCAGAUGCUCACGUCCGAGGAUAUGUUGGAGAAAAGAUCAAGUUGAAAUGCACCUUCAAGUCAUCUUCGGAUGUCACUGACAAGCUGACCAUAGACUGGACAUACCGCCCUCCCAGCAGCAGUCGUACAGAAUCUAUUUUUCAUUAUCAGUCUUUCCAGUACCCAACUACAGCGGGCACAUUCCGAGACCGGAUUUCCUGGGCUGGAAAUGUCUACAAAGGGGACGCAUCCAUCAGCAUCAGCAACCCCACUCUGAAGGACAAUGGGACGUUCAGCUGUGCUGUGAAGAACCCUCCAGAUGUGUACCACAAUAUCCCCCUGACAGAGCUCACGGUCACAGAAAGAGGUUUUGGCACCAUGCUGUCCUCUGUGGCCCUCCUCUCCAUCCUCGUCUUCGUCCCCUCAGCAGUGGUGGUCAUCCUGCUGCUGGUGAGAAUGGGGAGGAAGGCGAUGGGGGUGAAGAAGAGGAGUAGGUCUGGUUAUAAGAAGUCUUCCAUUGAAGUUUCCGAUGACACUGACCAGGAGGACAACAGUGACUGCGUGGCGAGGCUUUGUGUCCGCUGUGCGGAGUGUCUGGAUUCAGACUACGAAGAUGCAUACUGAUAAAGUGUGUGAAGCAAGAGGUGUUACCAAACAACAGGAAAUAUCCCAUCCCCCUGGCCAGGAGUGCCACUGGCGGGGACAGCAGUGACAGGAGAUUAUGAAGGUCACCAGUGAAGACUUUAAGGACCAUUUAUUUAUUGAAGAAAUGCUUAUUUUGUAUUUAUAAACUGUUCAGAAACUCCCAGAAGGGACUCAUGACUUCCCUUCCUAAUAUGCUCUGAUUGGACAAAGAAAUUCUUGAACAGAAACACGUCCCCUGGUUUACCUUCGCUCUUGGAUGUAGUUUGUGUUUUCUUCCAGUUGUCUGACGGAGAAUACCAAAUUGCUGUCACUCUGCUGAUGCCAAAAUUGUACUUUUAAAUGAUGUGGGGCUUGUAGCUUCCUGAUGAUGUGCCAACGAAGAACACAGUUGUUUGGGAUUGGAUAGCCUUUGUUUCUUAUCCACGAAUGUUUUCUGUUUCGAGUAUUCAAUGUGCACUACUUGGUUUAAUAGUCAUCAGUCCUGUGAAGGUGACUUGGAGUAUUUCUUUCGACUCAGUAGGUUUACAAGUUGUAGGUUUGCUUUGACUGGGUCUUUUAAGUAUUAAAAUAUUGUCAUUUUGUAGUUAAGGAAACAAAUUUUGAUGUGGAAGAAUCUUUCUCAUUUGUCUUGCCAGGUACACAUUGGGCCAAAAAAAAAAAAAAGUCCUCCUACAGCUGACAAAUUUGUGGUUUCCUUCUCGGUUUCUUAAGUUAGAGGCAAGAAAUGUUGGUAGUGGCGGCUUAUGAAAUAUUUUCUGUAGUCCUUUGCUUUAAGUUUUUCUGCCUUUCUCGUGUCACUGUUUAGAACUUUUUCUAGUUCUAAGUUGCACCACUGAUGGGUACAUUUUGUAUCUGCAAGCUGGUUUGCUCAGCGCUGGAGAUGAGGACGUGAGGUUGUACAGGCCUCUCUCCUUUCUCCUCUCAGUGCCUUGUAACCCACACCUCUGCUCUCCCGUAGCAACUUACUUAAAAUUGUAACUUAUAUUGGGUUUUCUAUAAGCGGUUAAGAUGUCCCUGACCUAUCAGGAAGGGCUGGCAUGUGUGCAGAGAGCCCUCUCCACAGAGAGACCGGGCUCACUUCUUGAUCGUCGCAGUCACGGAUGACGCCUCCCCCAGCCUUGGUUGUCUCCAUGUGGCGGUCUCCUUCGUGGUCCUCCCCAAAGCGGCUUGGGAGGGCGCCAUAUUACAGUGUUAUGUGCUAUGUAUCUUAUAAAAGUCAUUCUAUUUACCACCAAGAUCUUAUUUUUUAAAUUGGGGCCAUUAGGCCAGCUUCAAAGAUUUGUUCACCUAGCCUGCUGAUUCGUGAAUCGGAAUCGCUUUGCGAUUUAGCUCUGGUCAUGAAAGCCCAUGGAAGAGGCCAAGGAGGGACUGGCACUUGACAUUUCUGGUGGCUAGAUUCCACGGUUCUUUGGGCUACUGGUUAAAGACAUGACUGUGGCCAAUCCAGUGAGACCCUUCCUGACAGUUCAACAGAGAGAAGGAAACAUUGAGGCACCAAACAUAAAUAGUUUGUGUUCUUGGAAGAUCUGAAGAGCAUGAUCCAGUUGGGAAGGACCAUGCCUUGGACCUCACUGCUCUGAUGGAACCCAUGUAAGCCACCAUCCUGUGAAAAGGAGGGGCAAGUUUUGGUGUCUCGGGAUUUUCUUUUUUUUUUUUUUAACUUUUAUUAAUUACACUUUAUUCACUUUGUAUCCCCCCCAUAAACCCCUCCCUCCUUCCCUCCUACUCCCACCUUCCCUCCCCCUUCUUCAAGCAUGCCCCUCCCCAAGUCCACUAAUAGGGGAGGUCCCCCUCUCCUUCUUUCUGAUCGUAGUCUAUCAGAUCUUAUCAGGAGCAGCUGCAUUGUCAUCUUCUGUGGCCUGGUAAGGCUGCUCCCCCCUUAGGGGGAGGUGAUCAAAGAGCAGGCCAAUCAGUUUAUGUCAGAGGCAGUCCCUCUUACCAUUACUAUGGAACCUACUUGGACACUGAACUGCCAUGGGCUACAUCUGUGCAAGGGUUCUAGGUUAUCUCCAUGCAUGUUCCUUGGUUGGAGUAUGAGUCUCUGGAAAGACCCCUAUGUUCAAAUGUUCUGGUUCUGUUGCUCUCCUUGUGGGGUUCCUAUCCUCUCUAGAUCCUAUUGUUUCCCACUUCUUACAUAAAAUUCCAUUCACUCUGCCCGACAGUUGGCCAUAAGUCUCAGCAUCUGCAUUGAUAGUCUGCAGGGCAGAGGCUUUCGGAGGCCCUCUGUGGCAGGUUCCUAGGUUGUUUCCUGUUUUCUUCUUCUUCUGAUGUCCAUCCUCUUUGCCUUUUGGGAUGGGGAUUGAGCAUUUUAGUCAGGGUCCUCUGUCCAUCUUGUGAGUGUGUUGUGAAGUUUAGUCUAGCUCAGACACUGAUGAUUUAGGUGACUGACUCCUGAAGAACACACACACACACACACACACACACACACACACACA